Molecule: messenger RNA, 3238 nt
Organism: Capsella rubella
Lineage: Eukaryota; Viridiplantae; Streptophyta; Magnoliopsida; Brassicales; Brassicaceae
Product: homeobox-leucine zipper protein ANTHOCYANINLESS 2
Exons: 9
Coding region: 422-2806 (794 amino acids)
Biological process (GO): regulation of DNA-templated transcription
Molecular function (GO): DNA-binding transcription factor activity, RNA polymerase II-specific; lipid binding; DNA binding
Source: RefSeq, a predicted model, not a curated record
GGGUUUACCCAUUUCUUCUUCUUCUUCCCCACAACACAUCACUCUCUGAAACACAAUAAGAGAGAGAGAGACAGAAACACAAAAAAAGAAGAAGAAACCAUUUUAUUCUUAAGAGAGAGAGAGACUGAGAACGAAGAGCACAUGAGAGAGAAGUUGAUUAAAAUUUCCGCUUUCGUUCUCUUUCUCUCUCCUCCAUUUCAGUAAAAUUUAUCUUUAUUUCUGGGUUUCUUCUUCUCUUCUUCAUCAUCAAUUCAUCAUCAUCAUCAUUUUUAUUUUUGAGUUUUUAUCCUAGAUUUAUUCAAAUCUUACUCGUUUCGUGAAAAAGUCUUCAUCUCUACUUCCUUUAAUUCUCCUUCUAGGUGUUUGUCACAAAAAGUAACAAAUCAAAUCAAAUCAAAUCUCUGAGUGUUUUCUUAAUUUGAUGAACUUCGGUAGUCUCUUUGAUAAUACACCUGGUGGUGGCUCUACCGGAGCAAGACUCCUCUCCGGUUUAAGUUAUGGCAACCACACUGCCUCAACCAACGUCUUACCCGGUGGUGCUUUGGCUCAAGCGGCUAGCCUCUUCUCUCCUCCUUUAACUAACAAAUCAGUUUACGCUUCCUCUGGCCUCUCUUUAGCCCUCGAGCAACCGGAGAGAGGAACAAACCGUGGAGAAGCAUCGAUGAUGAGGAACAAUAACGUCGGAGGAGGCGAUAAUUUCGAUGGGAGUGUGAACAGAAGGAGCCGAGAAGAGGAACAUGAGAGCAGAUCUGGUAGUGACAACGUUGAAGGUAUCUCCGGCGAAGAUCAAGACGCAGCCGAUAAGCCUCCUAGGAAGAAACGUUAUCACCGACACACUCCUCAGCAAAUCCAAGAGCUCGAAUCUAUGUUCAAAGAGUGUCCACAUCCAGACGAGAAACAAAGAUUGGAACUAAGUAAGAGACUUUGCUUAGAGACAAGACAAGUCAAGUUCUGGUUCCAGAAUCGUCGUACUCAGAUGAAAACUCAAUUAGAGAGGCAUGAGAACGCAUUACUGAGACAAGAGAACGAUAAGCUAAGAGCUGAGAACAUGUCGAUCCGUGAAGCAAUGAGGAAUCCAACCUGCACCAGUUGUGGUGGACCUGCCAUGCUCGGUGAUAUCUCUCUCGAAGAACACCAUCUCCGUAUCGAAAACGCUCGUUUGAAAGACGAGCUAGAUCGUGUCUGUAACCUCACCGGUAAAUUCCUCGGCCACCACCACCAUCACUACAACUCGUCCCUCGAACUCGCCGUCGGCAACAACAACGGAGGCAAUUUCGCUUUCCCUCCUGACUUCGGCGGUGGCGCUUGCUUGCCUCCGCCGCAGCAGUCGGGGAUCAACGGGAUUGAUCAGAAGUCAGUUUUGCUGGAGCUGGCUUUAACAGCCAUGGAUGAGUUAGUGAAGCUCGCUCAGAGUGAAGAACCGUUAUGGGUCAAAAGCUUAGACGGGGAGAGAGAUGAGCUUAACCAAGACGAGUACAUGAGAACGUUUUCAACCACUAAACCAACCGGUUUAGCUACUGAAGCUUCUCGAACAUCCGGUAUGGUCAUCAUCAAUAGCUUAGCUCUCGUCGAGACUUUAAUGGACUCCAAUCGGUGGAUGGAGAUGUUUCCGUGUAACGUCGCAAGAGCCACAACCACCGACGUUAUCUCCGGUGGCAUGGCCGGAACUAUAAACGGUGCACUUCAACUGAUGAAUGCGGAGCUACAAGUGUUGUCUCCGUUGGUUCCGGUUCGUAAUGUUAAUUUUCUCCGGUUCUGCAAACAGCACGCCGAGGGUGUGUGGGCGGUGGUGGAUGUAUCAAUUGAUCCCGUCCGGGAAAAUUCCGGUGGCUCUCCAGUCAUCCGGCGAUUACCAUCAGGCUGUGUAGUGCAGGAUAUGUCCAAUGGAUACUCUAAGGUCACGUGGGUGGAGCAUGCAGAAUACGACGAGAACCAAAUCCACCAGCUGUACAGGCCAUUGCUAAGGUCAGGCCUUGGUUUUGGCUCGCAAAGAUGGCUAGCUACACUUCAGAGACAGUGCGAGUGUCUCGCCGUCCUUAUGUCUUCCAACGUUACAUCUAACGACAACACAUCUAUAACGCCUGGUGGUCGGAAAAGCAUGCUGAAGUUAGCUCAACGUAUGACAUUCAACUUCUGUUCGGGCAUCUCUGCGCCGUCGGUCCACUGUUGGAGCAAGCUCACUGUCGGGAAUGUGGACCCGGACGUUAGGGUGAUGACCCGUAAGAGCGUGGACGAUCCAGGGGAGCCUCCGGGUAUUGUUUUGAGCGCAGCCACGUCAGUGUGGCUUCCGGCUUCCCCACAGCGUCUGUUUGAUUUCUUGAGGAACGAGCGGAUGAGAUGCGAGUGGGAUAUUCUAUCCAACGGUGGUCCAAUGCAGGAGAUGGCCCACAUUGCCAAAGGUCAAGAUCAAGGCGUCUCUCUGCUCCGCUCCAAUGCAAUGAACGCAAAUCAGAGUUGUAUGCUAAUUCUUCAAGAGACAUGCAUUGACUCAUCCGGAGCGCUUGUAGUCUACGCGCCUGUUGACAUCCCAGCCAUGAAUGUGGUGAUGAACGGUGGAGAUUCAUCCUACGUGGCUCUCCUUCCUUCCGGUUUUGCUGUUCUCCCCGACGGAGGAAUGGAUGGCGGCUCCGGUGGUGACGGUGAACAACGACCCGUUGGUGGUGGGUCGCUCUUGACGGUGGCGUUUCAGAUCCUCGUAAACAACCUCCCUACCGCAAAACUCACGGUCGAGUCGGUGGAGACGGUUAACAACCUAAUAUCAUGCACCGUUCAGAAGAUUAGAGCCGCUUUACAGUGCGAGAGUUAAGCUGCCUGCUGAUCAGGACGGUGCGGAGAGUGUUUAGGAGCGCGUUUGUUUUUCCUUUUUUUUUUUUUUUAAAUUGAGUUGUGAAUUUUAACUUAUGGUGGUCAUGUACUUUUGGGAGGGGGUGUCGAGUCAAGAACGAACCGCGCGAGUUAGCGAAAUCUAACUCCUUUGUCACCGUGAUGGGACCAAGACAUGGAAGAGUUUUGGUCCGAUCACGGUGGAGGAGUUGGUGGUUCGGGUAUUGACUGGGGUUGGAAACCCCCCCUUAUCCUUUUCUUCUCUGUUCCUUCUGAGUAAUAUUGUAAGAAACUCAUGUGGCGGGUUUGAGCCACACGCGCAGGGUGUGUUGUUGUGGUUACAAAACGUGAACCGUGGGAUGUUACAUUACAUAUAUGUAUGUGGUUGGACUUGGAUGGAUCUGUUUCGUUUCAA